UAAUCUCUCUUCACCUUCUUGCAAAUGUCUCAGGUUUUCUCAAAAUCACCAAAACACUGCGCCGAAAGACAAAGUUUUACCAUCAGCAAGAAACUACUCUUCGUUCUCUCUUCAGUUUUCACCAUCGUUUUAGUCUUCAUCUUCCUCAUCCGGCUAACCCUCCACCCUUCCAAACCCCGCUUCUCCCUCACGCAAGCCGACAUCUACCAACUCAACCUCACUCGCCCUUCGCUCCUCAACUCGUCCAUUCAACUCACCUUCCUCUCCAACAACCCCAACAAGAGAGUCGGCGUUUACUACGACAACUUGCAAGCUCACGCUUCGUAUGAAGCCCAGCAGAUAACCGUGGAUACUCCCAUUCCUCCGUUUUACCAAGAACACGAAGAGAGCAACUUUUUGACUGCGGUUUUGCAGGGAAAUGGUUUCCCCGUGGCUCCGGGUUUCGGUUACGAAGUGGGACGAGAUCGGAGUGCGGGGAGGAUGGUUUUGAGCUUCAAAGUCAUCGGGAAACUCCGGUGGAAAGUCGGGACUUGGGUCUCCGGCCGGUAUCGGUUUAACGUUAACUGUGUGUCGGUUCUGGCGUUUGGACCUAGUGCUGCACCGUCGAGUCCGUUUAUCGGUUCAAGUAGAGGGACUCGAUGUUCCACCGAUGUGUGAGAUAAUAUGCUGAACUUUCUAUCUGCUUGAUAAUGUUCUGUAGUUUUCAAAUUUAAGAUUC
Hibiscus syriacus is the source of this 718-nucleotide messenger RNA. Its product is annotated as NDR1/HIN1-like protein 26. NCBI's taxonomy places the organism in Eukaryota, Viridiplantae, Streptophyta, Magnoliopsida, Malvales, Malvaceae. The record is from RefSeq and is a predicted model, not a curated record. Bases 25 to 657 code for a protein of 210 amino acids. Gene Ontology annotation, biological process: defense response to other organism. The transcript has a single exon.